UUUUGUCUCAAAGGUAGGCAAUCAAGCCAGGCUUUUCCCAGCGACAGUGAUGUGGUAGCGUGUGACUCGAACAGUUAAAAAACAGCCUGGGGUUUGGAUAGGUGGUGUCGGGUGCCCAACCCCCUGGCGCCAGGUGAUUGCUGCUGCCCAACACGCAGUGAUUGACAGCGGAGCAGUUUCCACGGGCGCUCUUAUUGGACCCGUUCGGUUUGAGACUCGGAACUGCGGAACCCGGCAUCGAUCAGGUCAGGACUGCUAAUGGCGACAGCCACCUCGGCGUCCGUCGGCACCCGUGCGGUGGCCAGAGCAGGCCGCUUCCUCUCUUCCAAACGAGUCUCCUCCUGCGGGCCGGGGCUCCGCCAGCUAAGCGCAGUGAAAGUCGGCCGGCACUGCAAGUUGCGAAGCGCUCCCAUGCAAGAGGUGGAUCGUACUGUGCCGUUGGUGAGCCACCACCAGAUCGCUCGCUCCCUGGUCUACAAAGACGUGAGAAUGUUUCUGAACGAGAUCGGCGCCGAUCCCAGGGAAGCGCGGUAUUGGCUCACUCAGUUCCAGAACGCAGGCACCAGCAACAAACUCUUCGCCGUGAUUGAAGUGGAUGCAGACAUCUUUUGCUCAAAAGAGAUGGUGUCCAGUUUGGCAUUCGGCUUGGCGUUCCUCCAACGUAUGGACAUGAAACCUGUUGUCGUUAUUGGAUUAUCUUCUCAGUAUGAUGAAGAAACUUCAGAUCCAUUUGUAGAAACAAAAUCUUUAUUACUCAGGAAUUGCAGGAUCCUAACUGAUGCUCUGCACAAGAAUUCAGCUGUUACUAUGCCAUUUUUUAAUGGCGGGGCAUUGUUACAAGCAGAAAAGCCUUCGUCUUCUAAUAGUUUUGGGAACGUAGUUUCAGUUGAAGAAGACCUAUUAAACUGGAGUCUGGAAUCAGGUCACAUUCCUAUAAUCAGCUCCAUAGGAGAAACCUCUGAUGGACAACUGGUGUUUUUAAAUUCCUUGGGUGUCACGGCACAUAUUGCAAAGAUAAUGCAGCCUCUGAAAGUGAUGUUUCUGAACAACUCAGGAGGUAUUCAGGACAGUAGUCAAAAGUUCCGUCGUUGUCAAAGCGCUGCUUCAAGUGCCAAUGGGCGUUUUCAGCGUCGAGCAAUCUCUCUUGGUACCAGCUGUGUGGAGAGCCUACAGGUUGUGGGACAGGUCAAUCUUCCAUCUGACCUAGAUCUUCUGUUGAAUACAAAUUGGAUUAGUGAUAAAGAGGAACAGAAAGCCAAGGUGAUAAUGGAUCUGCUUAACCACAUGCCAUCAGAAUCUUCUGCUGUCAUCACAUCGGCCAACACCAUACUCACAGAGCUUUUCAGUCACAGAGGAGCUGGAACUCUAUUCAAAAAUGCAGAACCCAUCCGCAGAUACACAGACCUUGAUGAAAUAGACACAAACCGUCUAAUAUCACUAAUCAAUAAAUCAUUUGGGAAAGAUCUUUAUGAAGACUACAUUUCAGUAAUAAAGCCCAAGCUACAUUCUGUUUAUUUGUCUGAAGGGUACAGUGCUGCUGCAAUUAUCACCACAGAACCUGUCUUGAAUGGGAUGCCAUAUCUUGAUAAAUUUGUUGUCAGUACAAGUAAACGCGGCCAAGGAACCAGCCUGAUGUUAUGGGAAUGUAUUCAACAGGACUUUGAGGCACUUUUUUGGAGAUCGAGGACAACAAACAGAAUCAAUCCUUGGUAUUUCAAGCAAUGUGAUGGAAGCUUUGCAACUGGACAAUGGAUAGUGUUUUGGUAUGGCCUAUCAAAUAUGCGUGACUCUUAUUGCCUGGUGGACUAUGCAGAAAAUUUACCUGAUUCUUUUAUCAAAUCAAAGGAGCCUGUAAAUGAGCAAACUUCGUCUAUGACGGAAAACUAACUCUCUUCACUUAAUGGAUUCUUUUUCCACCUAUGUCCAAAGAAUCAAUUUUACUUUUAAGGUUAGACAUGCUUCAGUUUUGGCAAAGAUUAUGGUUUAAAUCGCUCCACCUUUUGUAAAAGUCUACCUUCAAAUACUACUAAUGGUAUAAGAGGGGAAAUUUCCACUUAAGUUGGCAAAGCAUAAGUGAACAAAACCAAAGCAGAUGAAACCUCCCAUUAAUGUGAUGGUCUACACAGGAUUGUGAUCUUUUGUGGUAGGAUAGUGCAAAGUAGUAAGUAAACUUCCUUUAACUGAAAGAGAUUUAUUAUAAUGGGAAAGGAGUGCAUGGGCUACCUGACAAAAUGACUCUCAAUCAGAUUGUUCAAGAAAACAACUGAGUAUCUCUUUAUGAACUGGGGGGGGGGGGG
Messenger RNA from Hypanus sabinus (Atlantic stingray), 2297 nucleotides. RefSeq names its product N-acetylglutamate synthase (gene nags). Lineage: Eukaryota; Metazoa; Chordata; Chondrichthyes; Myliobatiformes; Dasyatidae. The coding region runs from base 259 to 1887 and encodes 542 amino acids. The transcript is spliced from 8 exons. The record is from RefSeq and is a predicted model, not a curated record. Gene Ontology annotation, cellular component: mitochondrial matrix. Gene Ontology annotation, molecular function: arginine binding; L-glutamate N-acetyltransferase activity, acting on acetyl-CoA as donor. Gene Ontology annotation, biological process: L-arginine biosynthetic process.